Lactuca sativa (garden lettuce) is the source of this 2148-nucleotide messenger RNA. Its product is annotated as monosaccharide-sensing protein 2. Gene Ontology annotation, cellular component: membrane. Gene Ontology annotation, biological process: transmembrane transport. Gene Ontology annotation, molecular function: transmembrane transporter activity. The record is from RefSeq and is a predicted model, not a curated record. Lineage: Eukaryota; Viridiplantae; Streptophyta; Magnoliopsida; Asterales; Asteraceae.
AUGUCGUCGAAGGGAGCUGUGUAUGUAGCAAUUGCUGCCGCCAUUGGCAACAUGUUGCAAGGAUGGGAUAAUGCCACAAUUGCAGGAGCUGUUCUUUACAUCAAAAAGGAAUUCCAUUUAGAAACACAACCAACAAUCGAAGGGCUAAUUGUAGCCAUGUCACUAAUCGGUGCAACAGUUAUCACAACAUUUUCAGGACCUGUAUCAGACAACAUCGGAAGGCGUCCAAUGCUUAUAAUUUCAUCAAUGUUUUACUUCACUAGUGGUCUAGUAAUGUUUUGGUCUCCAAAUGUUUACGUUUUGCUAAUAGCAAGACUUCUUGAUGGAUUCGGGAUAGGUUUGGCUGUGACACUUGUGCCCUUAUAUAUCUCUGAAACAGCCCCAUCAGACAUUAGAGGGCUGUUGAAUACACUUCCACAGUUCACGGGUAGUAUUGGAAUGUGUUUAGCGUACACUAUGGUAUUCAUUAUGUCAUUAAAAUCCAAUGCCAGUUGGAGAAUGAUGCUUGGGGUCCUCUCUUUACCUUCUGUUUCGUACUUUCUUUUAACUUUGUUUUUCUUGCCUGAAUCUCCUCGAUGGUUGGUGAGUAAAGGGAAGAUGGAUGAGGCUAAAGUUGUCCUCCAAUGGCUUCGUGGCAAAGAAGAUGUAUCGGGAGAAAUGGCGUUACUAGUUGAAGGUCUAGAAGUGGGAGGAACUGAAACGUCAGUAGAAGAGUACGUCAUCGGGGCUGAUAAUGAGCUUAGUGAAGAUCACGUUGAAGAGAAAGAUCAAAUCAAGUUAUAUGGAGCAGAAGAAGGUCAAUCAUGGGUGGCUAAACCUGUGAGGGGCCAAAGCUCUUUAGUCUUAGCUUCACGUCAAGGAAGUGUAACAGCACAUAUGAUGGAUCCGAUGGUGACUCUAUUCGGAAGUGUCCACGAGAAACAAAAUGAAAACGGAAGUAUGAAAAGUAUGCUUCUUCCAAAUUUUGGAAGCAUGUUCGCUCAAGAACACCAUAAAACAGACAACUGGGAUGUCGAGAGCAAUCACGACAAGGGUAAUUUAUCAGAUGAUGAUGAUGAUAAUAACUUGAAGAGUCCAUUGUUAUCUCGUGAAGCAACAGAAAGAGACGUGGUUGCCUCUGCUUCAAGGGGUAGUAUGUUACUAAACAACGCUAAUGAGACAACCACCGCCAUGGGGAUUGGCGGUGGGUGGCAGUUGGCUUACAAAAAGUCCGAUGAUGGGAAGAAAGCCGGUGGACUUAAGAGGAUCUACCUGCACCAGGAAGGUGGCGCCGCCGUUGAAUCUAGACGUGGGUCAAUUGCUGCACUUGGUGUCGGUGGUGGUGGUGAUGGUGAGGCUGUCCGUGCGUCGGCUCUUGUGAGUCGAUCGGUUCUUUGUCUAGACAAUGUCACCGGAGAAAACCCUAUUCAGACUGGCACAAUCAAGCCGCCGCCGUCUGCUAAAAAGGGCACAAGUUGGUCGGAGCUUUCAGAGCCUGGUAUUAAACAAGCGUUGAUUGUUGGUGUAGGGAUUCAAAUACUUCAACAGUUUUCUGGUAUAAAUGGAGUUUUGUACUACACUCCUCAAAUUCUUGAACAAGCUGGGGUAGGAAUUCUUUUGUCUAGCAUGGGAAUUGGUUCUGAAUCAGCUUCUUUCCUCAUUAGCGGUGUCACAACCUUAUUGAUGCUUCCUAGCAUUGGUAUCGCCAUGAGGCUUAUAGAUGUAGCUGGCCGAAGGAUGCUGCUCUUAGCUACACUACCGAUUCUUUUGACAUCACUCGUUGUACUAGUUUUGAGCAAUAUGAUUCACAUGGAUUCAGUAACCCAUGCAGUUAUCUCCACCAUUAGUGUUGUAGUUUACUUUUGCACAUUCGUGAUGGGUUUUGGACCAAUCCCCAACACACUUUGCUCAGAGAUCUUCCCAACGCGUGUGAGAGGCCUUUGUAUUGCCAUUUGUGCACUUACCUUUUGGGUAGGAGACAUUAUAGUCACUUACACACUUCCAGUGCUGCUCACCACCAUUGGACUUCAGGGUGCUUUUGGAAUCUAUGCGGUUGUGUGUACCAUCUCAUGGUUUUUUGUUUACUUCAAAGUGCCUGAAACAAAGGGUAUGCCACUUGAAGUCAUUACAGAAUUUUUCGCCAUGGGUGCUAAUAAGAAGUCAAAUUGA